ACGGUUACGUGUUAUUCUGUCGAGCGAGUUCCGCGUUACACCCGCGGUGUGCGUAUCAUCAUAGAUAAUGUAUUAUAGAUAAUAAAAUGUGUUAUCUAUAUGUGUGGUAUCAUUCGAAUGUCGACUGAUAAAAUAUAGUGAUAACCACUGUUCGUGACACCGGGGUUUCGAUUUUUCGAAUAUUUCGAUGUAGGUAUUAAUAUUUAACAUUUAUUAUAAAAUUCAUCGUGGAUUUUUAUUCUUGGAAUUAGAUUUCAUCAUACAUUCGUACCUCAGAAAUUGUCAUAAUGCGUUGUAAAACUUAUCGACGGCAGAUCUCAAUUAGUUUUCUCGACAAGUAUUGAACGAGCGCGUCCGACCAGAGUGAAAUCGAACUAUAUACGCAAAUCAUGAGCAUGACAUACCAGCAAUUUGUCGAGUACGCUACAGAUUUAAAAUAUCAUUCGGACUCGAUAGAUGACGGUUGGAGUUUACGUCAAUACCAAUGUCCAAUGAAUCGAAAUUUUAUUAAUUAUCUAGUAAAAAAGGAGAUACAAAAAAAGAAUAAAUCUUCAUUGAAAUCUAUCCACUCAGAUCCUCUUACGGAAGACAAAAUUCCAAUUGUUUGUGAAUAUCACAUAUUGUACAAUCCAAGUUAUUCGUGCCCAGAUGUGUUCUUUAAUAUGUGGUAUACUGAUGGAAAGUUACUUUCAUUAGAACAUGUGUGGUCUUUGGUGCAUUCUUUUUUAAAACAAAAUGUAGUCCAUGACAAGUGGAAUGCUAUAACUCAAGAGAUGCAUCCAUUUUCUAAUUCACCAUUCUUCAGAUUACACCCUUGUAAGAAUACUCAUGUUUUAGAGAUGUUAGGUUUUUCUUCAAAAAAUAGUUAUGAGUUCAAUCCCCUAAUAGCAUGGUUAAGUACUAUUAGUCCUCUAAUUGGUUUGGAAAUAGACCUAUCAUAUGGAAACCAGAGGCUCAAAAGUUAAAUUUACUUAAUUUGUUUUUUAAUUAAAUUUUUAAUUCAUCAUUAAAAUUAUUAUUAAUGAAAUAUGAAAUUGUAUUUUAUUACAAACAAAUAAAGAGUGAUUCUUAAUCAUAGGUUCAAUUAGAGGGGCUUGGGAAAAAUCUGAUUCGAUACAUGAUGUAAAAUAUGUACUAUAACUGGAGUUACAAAUCUAUGCCAUAGGUGGCACAUUGGCCAAAUUUUAACGACAAGCAAAAAUAUUUUUAUAUUAUUUUUCAAUUUUACAUUAAUGAAUUUAUGCAAUUUGUUGUAUUUAAAAAAAAAUUGUGAAAUUUCUUUAAAUACAAUAUUUGCGUCAACCAUAGGCACAAUUUAAGGGGGGGGGCUAGGUUAACCAGUUUUUAUAUGUGGUGGUUCGAAGCUUCUUCUACCGAAUCUACUACUGGAACAAGCCACACACAAGCUACGAUCUAAACAGAGUAUAAUAAUAAAUAAUAUCAAAUUAUUAUUGUUUGUAUUUAAAAUGAUAUGAUACAAUUUUAAUAUGUUAUGUAUGUUAUUAGUUUAUAAUUUUAUAUUUAUUAACUAAUAUUUUGUAAAAACCAAAUCAAUUUUAGUAUGUAUUGAUAAAUGUUGAAUACAGUAUAUAUCGAUUGAACAGUA
Molecule: messenger RNA, 1606 nt
Organism: Metopolophium dirhodum (rose-grain aphid)
Lineage: Eukaryota; Metazoa; Arthropoda; Insecta; Hemiptera; Aphididae
Gene: Atg10
Product: ubiquitin-like-conjugating enzyme ATG10
Exons: 7
Coding region: 390-965 (191 amino acids)
Biological process (GO): protein lipidation; protein modification by small protein conjugation; macroautophagy
Cellular component (GO): intracellular anatomical structure
Molecular function (GO): Atg12 transferase activity
Source: RefSeq, a predicted model, not a curated record